Molecule: messenger RNA, 684 nt
Organism: Teleopsis dalmanni
Lineage: Eukaryota; Metazoa; Arthropoda; Insecta; Diptera; Diopsidae
Exons: 4
Coding region: 4-609 (201 amino acids)
Source: RefSeq, a predicted model, not a curated record
GGAAUGAGCCGUGAAGAGGUUAUUGAUACUAACGAGAGACUGAGAGCUUUACGUUUACGAUUAGAGGAGUCUUAUGAUACCGCAAAGCAAGCAUUAAUAACGUUAAUGAAUAAAUACGGAGACUCAAAAAGUCAACGCAAUAUAUUUCAACGUUAUCCGAUGCUUAAAUUAAUGAUAAAGGAUGUCAUACGAUUGGAAACCCAAUAUUGGACUCUAAUUGAUAUACCCCGUCAGGAAAAACAAGAAACGGUGCCGUCGUAUGUUAUGAGGGCUUGUGCAAUUAUGGAAAAAACACAGAAAUCUGGCGAAGGCGUUAAGACAUCAGCAAAACUAGCCGAAGAAGCGGCUGAAAAACGAGAACGAAUGGAACGUCUGGAACAUAUGACGACUGCACAAAUCGAACAUGAAAAUACGCAACUGAUAAAUGAUUUAUAUAGACUACUGAAAAAAUAUUUGGGUUUAAGACAUUUAAUACGUGUAUUAAAGGAAGAAUAUGGUAGUUCUAAAAUGUAUCCAAUCUUUCCACGUUACACCAUGCUGAAGGAUAUGAUCAAGGGCAUAAUGCAUGAUCCAGAUUACAUGGAAGUCUGCCAUGAAAUCAAUAACUGACCAACGUAUUAGGCUGGGUCCACAAAACAGAGGCGCACAAAUUAUGCUUAAAAUGCUGUGGAUUCUAGCAAACAA